Molecule: messenger RNA, 645 nt
Organism: Lipotes vexillifer (Yangtze River dolphin)
Lineage: Eukaryota; Metazoa; Chordata; Mammalia; Artiodactyla; Lipotidae
Gene: NXT1
Product: nuclear transport factor 2 like export factor 1
Exons: 1
Coding region: 63-485 (140 amino acids)
Biological process (GO): nucleocytoplasmic transport
Source: RefSeq, a predicted model, not a curated record
CAGCCCGGCUCCCCCAGGUACAGGAAGCACCUGGGUGGAGGCCUUCCUCAGCAGGGCCAGAGAUGGCGUCUGUGGACUUCAAGACCUACGUGGACCAGGCCUGCCGUGCCGCUGAGGAGUUCGUGAACGUGUACUACACCACCAUGGACAAGAGGCGGCGGCUGCUGUCCCGCCUGUACAUGGGCACGGCCACCUUGGUGUGGAACGGCAACGCCGUUUCGGGACAAGAAUCCUUGAGUGAGUUUUUUGAGAUGCUGCCUUCCAGUGAGUUCCAAAUCAACGUGGUAGACUGCCAGCCCGUUCACGAUGAAGCCACCCCGAGCCAGACCACGGUCCUUGUGGUGAUCUGUGGGACAGUGAAGUUUGAGGGCAACAAACAGCGGGACUUCAACCAGAACUUCAUCCUGACAGCCCAGGCCUCGCCCAGCAACACGGUGUGGAAGAUUGCCAGCGACUGCUUCCGGUUCCAGGACUGGGCCUGCUAGUGGCGUGGGGAGACACCCCCAGACUGAUCCCUGUGCUCCCUCGAGUCCCAGGGGCGCUUUUCUCGGCAUACACUUGUCAUAGCUGCCUUUUCAAAGUAGUAAAAUUCUCUAUUUUUCUACUUGCCCAGUAGAGACCCUGUCUCUGGAAAUUCUGACGAAU